This is a messenger RNA of Plasmodium gallinaceum, 1446 nucleotides long. Its product is annotated as fam-i protein. Bases 1 to 1446 code for a protein of 481 amino acids. Lineage: Eukaryota; Apicomplexa; Aconoidasida; Haemosporida; Plasmodiidae. The transcript is spliced from 2 exons. The record is from RefSeq and is a predicted model, not a curated record.
AUGGAUCUUAAUCUUAGUGAUGCUAUUGGUAUUGAUUCUAGUAAGAGACUAAAUGAGGGAGAUUCAACUGCAGGUUUCGCUCAUAGGGUAAUUAAAGAUGCAACUGUUUCAAUACCAAAAAAUCCAUUAUAUGAUGAUUCGAAUUUACGUAGUGCCAUUCAAAAUCCAUCUGAAGAUAUCAAAUUAGAUUCAGCUAAAUCAGUAAAUGUUCUUCAUAAAAAGUCGUUAAGUUUUUUUCAGUUAGUUAUGAUUUUUAUUUAUUUCCUUCGUUUUGCGAGAGCUCACUCUCCUAAUUUGAAAGCUAAGCAUAAAGAGAGAGUUAGGUUGCAGAAUAAAUGGGAUAAUAGGGAUAAAAAGAUGAAAGGUGAUCGGGAAAAGAUGGAGAAAAAAUGGGAUGAAAGGAAACAAAAAGAAAAUAGAGAAAAGGAAGAGUUAAAAAAAAAAGAAGAGGAAAGAAAAAAAAAGACAAAUAAUGAGAUGAAAGAAUUUAAUAUGAAAUGGAAUGGAGAAAAAGAAAGAGAAAAUGAUUCUGAAGAUAAAUCCUUGCAAAUUUUGAAUUCUUUGAGAGCAAGUGGAAAAAAUAUUGAGUCCUUGAAUAAACCAAGUACAAGCCAAGCAUGUAAUAAAACUGUUAAAAAAAAGGAAAAUAAUAAUAUGCCUUCGGAUAAUAAAGGAGAAAAAUUGAAAGAAAAAUCCUCCAAUAAACUAAAUUCAGAACUUGAACGUGAAAAAAAGAGAAUAGAAACGUUCUAUCGUCAAAUGUUUCAAUUAGAUGAGAAAUGGAAAAAAUAUGAAGAGGAUUGUAUAAUGAUGAAUGAAAGGAAAAAAGAAGAAAGAAAAAAAUUAGAAGAAAUAAGAAGAGAAAGAAAGAAAAAACACGAACAAGAAAUGCUAAAAGAAAAUGAAGAAUGGAAAAAGAGCAUGAUAGAAAAAAAUAAAGAGUGGAAAAUGAGCAUGAUAAAAAAAAAUAAAGAGUGGGAAAAGAGAAUGCAAAAAGAAAAGGAAGGGGGGGAAAAUGGAGUGCUAAAAGAAAUGGAAGAGUUGGAAAAGAGAAGGCUAAAAGAAAUGGAAGAGUUGGAAAAGAGAAGGCUAAAAGUAAUUGAACGGUUGGAAAAGAUAGUGCUAGAAAAAAAGGAAGAGUUGGAUAAGAAAAUGAUUAAAAAAAAGGAAGGGUUGGAAAAGAAAUUGCUAAAAGAAAAAAAAGAAAAAAAAGAAAAGGAAGAAGGGGAAGAUAGAAUGCAAAAAGAAAAGGAAGAGUGGGAAAAGGAAAUGCAAAAAGAAAAGGAAGAGUGGGAAAAGGGAAUGCAAAAAGAAAAGGAAGAGUGGAAAAAGAACAUAAAGGAAAAAAACGAGAAGUGGGAAAGAGAAGAAAAUAUGAAAGUUAAUGAAGAAGAAAGUGAGUUUAAUUUAAAGUGGAAAAAAGAACUUGAUAAGAUAAAAGUAUAA